This is a messenger RNA of Acytostelium subglobosum LB1, 3795 nucleotides long. RefSeq lists its product as hypothetical. Gene Ontology annotation, molecular function: guanyl-nucleotide exchange factor activity; protein binding. The coding region runs from base 1 to 3795 and encodes 1264 amino acids. The transcript has 4 exons. Lineage: Eukaryota; Evosea; Eumycetozoa; Acytosteliales; Acytosteliaceae. The record is from RefSeq and is a predicted model, not a curated record.
AUGAGUAAUGGUUAUUCAAUGAAUCCAAUGCAGCAACAACAACAACAACAACAACAAUUAAUACUACAACAACAACAACAAUUGCAACAACAGCAACAACAACAGCAGUACUAUAUGAAUCAAUCAAGUUCAUUCUCACAGCAGACACAGCAGGUUUAUUAUAGUUCAGCUGCAGGCGCUGCUCCUGCUCCUCAACAACAAUAUGGGAACAAUGGUUUCAUUCAGCCUAUGAACCAAAUGAACCAGAUGAACCCACAACAGCAGCAGCCCCAGCUUCAGCAGUUCCCAUCGAUGCAGCAAAUGAACCAAAUGAACCAAAUGAACCCACAACAGCAGCAACAACAACGAAUGCAACAACAACAAAUACAACAAAACAAUAUGAUGAUGUCACCGAUGAACCAAGUCAAGCAGCAACAACUACCACAACAACAACAGAUGGGUAUGAUGCAACCGAUGCAACCAAUGCAACCUUUACAACCAAUGUCCGCCAUGCAACCUUUGGUCAACAGUGGUGGCAACAGCAACAACAACACUGGAAGCACAGGCAACUCAUCAUUGGUCAACAGUGGUGGCAAGAAUUCAUCCGGUGCACCGACCAACAAGGACAGGUGGUUCCCGACAAAGGAUAAUGACCCAUUCUUUACGAUCGAGCAGGAGGUCCGUCGUCCCCAAUACAAGGCUGCCAACUGGAACGAUGAGAACAAGUACAAGGAGAUCAUCAGCUCGUUGAACCUGCCGACUCCGCAACAACAGCAACAGAUGCAGUUGCAGCAGCAGAUGCAGCAGCAGCAAGCCAUGCAGGGUCAGAUGAUGCCCAUGCAGGGCAUGCCUCAGGGAGUGAACAGUGGUGGACAGCAGCAGAACAACAUGAUGAUGCCAAUGCAGGGCAUGACUGGCCCACAGGGAUUGCCUCAGGCCAUGGGUGGUCAAAACGCCAUGAUGCCAAUGCAGGGCAUGCCUCAGGGUAUGAUGCCCAAUCAAAUGAUGCCAAUGCAAGGCAUGACUGGUCCUCAGGGCAUGAUGAUCAACCCAAUGAUGCCAAUGCAAAACAUGGGUGCUACUGCAGGAAUGAUUCCAAACCAGAUGAUACCAAUGCAAGGAUUGCAUCCAAUGGGCAUCGCCCAGCCAUCGACCAGUGUGGACAUGAACCAGCUCAACUUGAUCAAUCAACAAAUCAACCAACAGCUCAAUCCAAUGGCCGCCCAACAGGCACAGCAACAACAGCAGCAGCAACAGAUGAAUAUGAUGCAGCAGCAACAGCCAAUGAUGAACAACAACAUCAUCAUGCCACCACCAGUGUCCAAUCAUGUGAUGAACCAACCAAGCUCAGUGUUCAAGGCAAGCGUGUCUCCAUCGUCUUCGCUCACUGGACAACAACAGAAGCAAUCGAUGCCGGCAUCGGCCUCUUCACUCAACGGCCAGAACAAUUCGCUCUCACCCACGUCGUCUGGUUCACACACAUCGCUCACAAACAGUCUGCCCUCGCCUCCAAAGGUUGUCAGCAACAAUGCGCCAAACACUGGCAGCAUUGGAUCAAAGUCUGACCUGGUCAUUCCUCCCAUCCCCCAGCAUCUCCAGGCCGGCAACUCCUUUGCCAACCCCAACAAGCAUGGCAACACAGCUGCCUUGGCCAGUAUCAUCCAGCCUAACCAGCAGAUGCAACAGCAGCAACCACAGCAGCAUCAAUCAUACUCAAUGAUGCAACAAAACACAUCGAUCACAUCGUCAUCGAGUGUUCAGGCAGCAUCACCAAAUAUGUUUGCGUUUGAGCAGAUGACCAUCGCGCCACUACCUCAGCAAAUGCCACAGUUACAACAGAUGCCAUCACUCUUUGGUGAUCAACAGCAGGCACAGCCACAGGCACAGCCCACUUCUGAUCCAUUCACCGAGGAGAUGUUGAGGAAGCAGAUGGAGGAGCGCAUAAGGAAGGAGGUGGAGGAGAAGCUUAGGAAGGAGUUUGAGGACAAGGCGGCCGCCGAGAGAAUGGCCGCAGCUGCCGCCUCUGCCGCCGCUUCCAAGAGCAAGCCCAGCAGCAGCAACAUCAACACCAAUCCAUUUAUACUGCCACCACCAUCACAUACAACUACAACAUCCAGUCACACAUCUUCGAGCAGCACGACGACCACGAGCAGCAUGGCACCGACCGCUGCCGCUUCCUCGGCCGCAUCCUUCCCACUCGACCUGUUUGAGGACAUCACCACAUCGACGUCCUCGUCUAGCAGCCACCUUACAACGACGACCACCACCAACAACAUCCCUACCUCUGCGUCGGCUAGACCAAUAUCCCCACCAUCAGUGUCGGGCAUCGAGAAGGACAAGCUGAAAAAGGAGUUGGAGAACCUGCACAACGCCUCAAAGAAGGCCGGUACCACGCCCACCUCCACCUCCAAUGCCAAGGCUCACUCAUCGAUCCAUUUGAGCGAGCCCAAGAAGGAGACGCCCAAGCCACGCUCCAAGACCGUCUCGUUCUCGCCAAACAUCGUCACCACUGAGAAGAAGACCACAUCAUUUGAGUCGGAGGAGACGACCAAGAAGUCAAACCUCAAGACAUCGACAAUCACCACCACCACUGCCGCUGCCCUGGCGCCACACGCACCUAACCCACCAUCGCGUCCCGCCAAGGUCGACACCAGCCCCGACCUGUCAACCUCGUUUGAGUCGGUGUUCAUCCCGCCCAAGCCAGUGCGCAUUAUAUCCCGCGACGAAGCUGCCACCAUUAUACAGUCGCACGUACGUCGUUGGAAGUGCCGCAGAGAGUACAAGCGCGAGCUGCUCAGGACCAAGGCGAUCAAGGAGCUCAUCAACACUGAGCACACAUACGUCGACGGCCUGGAAAAGAUGAUCGACCACUUUGCCUACCCGCUGCGCGGCAUGUGCCACGCCGACGUGCCCAUCAUCUCCAAGGAGGAGGUCGACCUCAUCUUUGGCAAGCACGAGGCCAUCCUACGAAUCAACAGCGAGCUGUACAGACGACUGGUCGAGAGGAUCUGCAAGUGGAACAUGACACAGCGCAUCGGUGACAUUCUCGUGGACAUUGUCACACGCGAUGAGUUCAAGUUGAUAUACAACAGCUUCACACUCUCCUACCAGACUGUCCUCACAGCCAUCGACAAGUUGUCCAACUCCAAGAGUCAGUUCAAAGCUUUCCUAAAGAACUCUGAGAAACUACUUUGGAACAAUGGAAGCUUGACAGGUACCAACCUUCAGGCAUUGCUCAUCACUCCAUUGCAGCGCAUCACUAGAUAUCACAUGAUGUUGAAGGAGAUCAUUAAGAACACUAAGCCAUCACAUCCAGACUAUGAUAACCUGUGCAUCGCAUUGUUUGAGGUGCAGGACAUCUGUGCAGACGUCAAUGAGAACCAGCGCAAGGAGGAGAACGAAAAGAUCCGCAUCCAGACACUGACCAGCAUUUCCAACAGGAUCGAGUCCAAGCCAAAGGACCUCCAGCUCGUCUCUGACAGUCGCUUCCUGAUCCGCGAGGGUCAUCUCACUCAAUAUGGCACUGAUCAGGAGAAGGGCAAGGAGCGCACCUACCUGCUCUUCAACGACCUCUUGCUGAUAGCCAAGGAGAGCAAGAAGAAGCUUCAACUCAAGAACACCGUCCCCUUGCAGAACCUUCGCUUCAAGAAUCUCCCUGAUGGUCAGAAGCUUCAUGGCAUUGUAACAAAGAACGCUUUGGAGCUACAGUUCAGUGGACAGGCGAUGAUGUUUUACACAGAGACGGCUGAGGAGAAGGACUCUCUACUCAAAGAGAUGGAGAUCGUCGUGUCUUCAUUCAGCGUCAUACUGAAGUAA